CCUUAGCUUUGCAAAAACAAGUUAAGUUUCAUAGAGGCUGAUCUCUUCUUCCUUUUUGUGCUUAGGAAAACUUGCCAUUAUUAGAAGCUUCUUCUUGUUCUUGAUCUUGUUUGUAUAAUAUGAUGGGAAAGAAGAGCAAUAAUUUUGGAGUAUUUUCCCAAAAGAAAGCAUGUGCUAUUAAUUUUGUAGUGAAGUUGUUUGGAGUAAUGAUGUUGGUUCAAAAGGUUUGUGGAGUUGAGUUUCAAGUGGGAGGAUCAAAGGGUGUAUGGGGAGUUCCUUCAGAUCCUAAUGCUCAAACUCUUAAUCAAUGGGCAGAAUCAAGAAGAUUUCAAAUUGGAGACUCCUUAGUGUUCAACUACCAAGGUGGGCAAGACUCAGUACUAUUAGUGAAUGAAGAUGACUAUAAAAAUUGCCACACAGAAUCGCCCAUAAAGCACUUCUCAGAUGGCCACACUGUUAUCAAGUUUGAAAAAUCUGGCCCUCAUUAUUUCAUUAGUGGGAUCAAAGACAAUUGCCUUAAGAAUGAGAAAUUGGUUGUGGUUGUCUUGGCUGAUAGAACCAAGCAAUACUCUGCUCCACCCCCGGCUCCGGCUACCGAAUCCCAACCCCCCGAAGCUUCCGUCCAGAUGAACCCGACCCCGUCCCCGAUCGCCGAGGAGCCUCCCGCUAAUGUUGCAUCGUCUUUACCUAUCGUCACCUUUUUGGGUUUAACUGGAGUGUUUGCUACUUCAACUGCUCUUCUUUUGUAAUUGUGUACAUUGUAAUUUGAUGGUUAGGGUUUUUAUUUUAUAAUUGGUUUGUAUUAUUAUUUUUUAACAAGGAGCUGUGAUGUUGUUGGGGGUGGAUUGUUUGGUGUUCUUUUGGGAGUGAAUAAUCUGUGUGUUGUGCCUAUUGUUUGUUUAGUUGGCAUAGAUGACAAAAAAAAAGGUAAUAAUCUUGGGUGGUAGGGUUAAAAAAGGCCCUUGUUUGCAUGUAUUAUAUAUUCAAAUAAAUGGAUUUUCAUCAAAAAGAAAAAGGGAAAGGAAAAUAUGCUUUAUAUAUA
Molecule: messenger RNA, 1042 nt
Organism: Benincasa hispida (wax gourd)
Lineage: Eukaryota; Viridiplantae; Streptophyta; Magnoliopsida; Cucurbitales; Cucurbitaceae
Product: early nodulin-like protein 9
Cellular component (GO): plasma membrane
Molecular function (GO): electron transfer activity
Source: RefSeq, a predicted model, not a curated record